Messenger RNA from Paramacrobiotus metropolitanus, 681 nucleotides. RefSeq lists its product as uncharacterized. NCBI's taxonomy places the organism in Eukaryota, Metazoa, Tardigrada, Eutardigrada, Parachela, Macrobiotidae. The coding region runs from base 1 to 681 and encodes 226 amino acids. The record is from RefSeq and is a predicted model, not a curated record. The transcript has 5 exons.
AUGGAUGAUCUUUUAGAAGAGCUUUUCACAUCCCUUGACAACACAGUAAACAACCCACAACCAUUCACCGAUUGGUUAGAGGAAUUACGCCGCCAGGUUGGCGAAGAAUGUACUGCUUCUACAGCAGAUGUUGUACCGUCCGCCCGUUUAACUCCAGAUGCUGGAGAUCCUGACACCGACUAUCGUUGGCUGGACGAAUGGUGCCAGGAAGUGAAUGAAGCAAACCGUCAGGAACUUGAACGUACAGCUUCUACAGCAGUUGUUGUACCGUCCGCCACUUUAAAUGGGGAUGCUGAAGAACCUGACACCGACUAUCGUUGGCUGGACGAAUGGUGUAAGGAAGUCAAUGGGGCAAACCUUCAGGAAUUAGUUGAUUUCUCUACUACUAAUUGCGACAUUUUGGGAACGUACAACGCCACGAACGAUGGGUUUUUGGCGGCGGCAGGAAGCAACGAUACUGAGUUUUUUCAGCAGGACGUCAGCGUUUUGGAAUCCAUGCAUGAACUGGAACCCAUGGUUCUGGAUGAACCACUCGCUGGGAGCAGCGCGCAGGAAAUCUGGCCUACGACACACCGCCGACCAUCACUAUCGUCGACCAAGGGACUGCCCCAGGAACUGGGUAGCCGAAGCGGUCGCCAUGGCUUUCCUACAACCACCAACACCUGUGUGGAAGCGCACUAA